Molecule: messenger RNA, 3381 nt
Organism: Mobula hypostoma (lesser devil ray)
Lineage: Eukaryota; Metazoa; Chordata; Chondrichthyes; Myliobatiformes; Myliobatidae
Gene: fig4a
Product: FIG4 phosphoinositide 5-phosphatase a
Exons: 25
Coding region: 238-2973 (911 amino acids)
Biological process (GO): phosphatidylinositol dephosphorylation
Cellular component (GO): intracellular membrane-bounded organelle
Molecular function (GO): phosphatidylinositol-3,5-bisphosphate 5-phosphatase activity
Source: RefSeq, a predicted model, not a curated record
CUGAAAUAUAAUGUGUGGAGUUCAUUUUCUGCAAGGCAAUGUCUUUGUUUUUAACAUCCCGGUUUCGUUUUUAACCUUACAUUACGACCCAUAAGAAUUUCAGUUCUUCCCCUUCUGUCUGCUCGGUGGACAAUUUCCUGUCAGACCAUAAGCUAACAGACUUCAUUGGAUUGCUGCAGAUCUGAUCUCAGAGGAUGGCGAUGUGAUAACACUGUCAGGAAUCGGCUUUUUAUCAUCAUGCCAACAGUACAGCCAAUUAUCAGCUGUGUGCAGAAGCUGGUUCUGUAUGAAACUCGAGCAAGAUACUUCCUGGUUGGAAGCAAUCAUGCUGAAACUAAAUAUCGUGUGCUAAAAAUAGACCGAACAGAACCAAAGGAUUUGGUGGUUAUUGAUGACCGCCACGUGUACAGUCAGCAAGAAGUUCAGGACCUUUUAAGUCGCCUUGAUAAUGGCAAUCGAAGUAAGAUGGGGCAGAAGGGACUAUCUGGGCUUUCAAAAAGUGUGUCUGCUUUUGGCAUUGUUGGAUUUGUCAGAUUUUUAGAAGGAUACUACAUUGUAUUGAUAACUAAAAGAAGAAAAGUUGCAGAUAUUGGUGGCCAUUCAAUUUAUAAAAUUGAAGACACCAACAGUGUCUACAUUCCAAAUGAUUCGGUUCGAAUUGCGCAUCCAGAUGAAGCCAAGUAUGUGAAAAUUUUCCAAAGUGUAGAUCUUUCCAGCAAUUUUUAUUUCAGUUAUAGCUAUGAUUUGACUCAUUCUCUUCAAUUCAAUCUGACGGUAUUGAAAAUGCCCAGUGAAAGGUUAAAAAGUGAAACACUUGGGCACGGUUGUCGAGACAGCUUUGAUAUCUUUGAGGAUGAGGGUGUUACUACACACGAUGGAAGUGUACCGAGUCAUUAUGGCAUUCGGAAUGAACCUUACCUCAAAUAUACUUGGAAUGGUUAUAUGUUGGAAAGAGUCAAAGCUGCUGUCCAUCAUAAUUGGUUGUUGUAUAUUAUUCAUGGAUUCUGUGGCCAAUCAAAAAUGUUAAUCUAUGGACGACCAGUUUAUGUUACUUUGAUAGCCAGAAGAUCUUGUAAAUUUGCUGGGACUCGUUUUCUGAAAAGAGGUGCAAAUUAUGAAGGAGAUGUGGCCAAUGAAGUAGAGACUGAGCAGAUAAUUCACGAUGCUUCUGUGAUGUCUUUUUCUGCUGGAAGUUAUUCUUCUUAUGUACAAGUUCGAGGUUCUGUUCCACUCUACUGGUCUCAGGACAUUUCAACUAUGAUGCCCAAGCCACCAAUUACAUUGGAUCAGGCAGAUCCAUUUGCCCACGUAGCAGCCCUUCAUUUUGACCAGAUGUUCCAAAGGUUUGGCUCUCCUAUUAUUAUCCUGAAUCUGGUUAAGAAACGUGAGAAAAGAAAGCAUGAAAGGAUAUUGAGUGAAGCCCUGGUUUCUGCAGUUACAUAUCUGAACCAGUUUCUACCACCUGAGUAUGGCAUUCACUAUAUUGCAUGGGAUAUGGCCAAGUAUACUAAAAGUAAACUGUUCAAUGUUUUGGAUCGGCUAAACAUAAUUGCAGAAGAUGUUGUGAAAAAGACGGGCUUUUUCGUUAAUCGUCCAGAUUUUCAUUCUAAUUCCUUAAGACCAGGUGAAAGGUGGAAUGAACUGGGAGGAAUCAUUCACAAUACUUGCCGCCUGCAGACUGGUGUUCUGAGGACAAACUGUGUUGACUGUUUGGAUCGUACAAACACAGCUCAAUUUAUGGUUGGAAAGUGUGCUUUAGCUUGCCAGCUCUAUGCACUGGGUGUAAUAGAUAAACCAAGACUGCAGUUUGACACUGAUGCUGUUCGAUUAUUUGAAGAACUGUAUGAAGAUCAUGGUGAUACACUGUCUUUACAAUAUGGGGGUUCACAGCUUGUACAUCGGGUGAAAACAUACAGGAAAAUUGCACCUUGGACACAACAUUCCAAGGACAUCAUGCAAACCCUCUCUAGGUACUACAGUAAUGCAUUUUCAGAUGCUGAUAGACAAGAUGCCAUAAAUCUGUUUCUUGGAGUAUUCCAGCCUAUGGAAGGAAAGUCUCACCUUUGGGAACUUCCAUCUGACUACUACUUGCAUCAUAAGAACACAGUAGCGCUACUGUCUCCCAGGAGGAGCUAUACCCAUUGGUGGACACCGGAGGUCCUAAUAAAUCUACCAUUGCCAUAUGAUGAAGUUCCUUGCGCAGAAAAUUUGAAGAAGAUGAUGGUAAUAAAGAAGACAGAUAAGUUUGAUGAAGAGAUAGAUAUAUACAAUGAGUUCUUCAUGCCAUAUGAGUUGAACUGUUUUGAUGACGUAUUCUGUCUGAAAAUGACAAAUUCAGCUAAGGACUUCAUGCCAAAGAAUGUUGGAAUAGACCCUAGUCCAUUCACUGUUCGCAAGCCAGAAGAAACUGGUAAAUCCAUGCUGAGUAACAAGAGCAAUAAGGAGGAAGCUGUAUUGCAGCGAAAAACAGUAGCAAGUGCCCCACCACCACCAUCGGAGGAAGCCGUUUCUAGUAGUUCCGAAGAUGAUUCAGGAACCGACAGAGAGGAGGAAGGUGCCAUCUCUCAGCGAUCAACACCGGUCAAAGUUACAGAGUUUGGGGAUAAUACCAGAAUUACUGAGGAUUCUAGCCAAUCUCCAAGAGAAGUACAUCUCGCAACCAUUUCAAGGCUUCCAUCAGAGGAGGAUCUUCUGAUAUACAAAAGGUUUGUUAAUUUGGGUCAAAGCCAGCGUAAGAUUGACACAUGCAGCCAUCAAUGCAGUAUAAAUCAACUUGACAACAUGAUGACCAUAUUGGGACCAGCCUCUUCAUUCCUUCAGGACAGCAUUUAUGAGGUGCACCUAACUGGUCUAGAUCCAAAAUCAGUAGAAGUCUUUACUUCCCAUAUCAAGACUGGCAAAGGCAUGAUACCACCCAUGUCUAAAGAUGACAUGAUACUCUACAGAGAAUACAUCAGAAAUCGAUACAUGUGAAUGAAUGUUGCAAAGCAGGUACCGGAACAGCAGAUGUCUUGAGGUUAGAAUGUCAUUUAUUUAACAGACCUAAUUGCCAGGAUUAACUGUCAAUGUGCCAGGAAAAUGACAAUUUCAGAAUUUAAUUGUCUCUUCACCCUGAUGCAUACAAUUGAACUUGGAUUUUAAGAACUAUUACAUAUUCUCCAAAGAUAAUGAUGGCCUUUAAGUACAAUAUCAAUUAGCAUUGGACCAUUUUGAGAGAAGUUCUUGGUGUCUUGGAUCAGUUUUGCUUUAUUAAACCAGAUAAAAAUUUAUUUGAUGAUUGAAUAUGGAAUUAUUUAAGUGAUAGUUUAAUAGCUUAGUAUAUUUAAUCAGAUGUUUUAUUAUUGCACUCUGUACUAAUGUUGUUAAUUAUUGAUAAUAUCC